This is a messenger RNA of Erpetoichthys calabaricus (reedfish), 4050 nucleotides long. RefSeq names its product calcium-activated potassium channel subunit beta-2 (gene s100p). Lineage: Eukaryota; Metazoa; Chordata; Cladistia; Polypteriformes; Polypteridae. The record is from RefSeq and is a predicted model, not a curated record. The transcript is spliced from 5 exons. Gene Ontology annotation, cellular component: voltage-gated potassium channel complex; membrane. Gene Ontology annotation, molecular function: calcium-activated potassium channel activity; potassium channel regulator activity. Gene Ontology annotation, biological process: detection of calcium ion; potassium ion transport. The coding region runs from base 1292 to 1993 and encodes 233 amino acids.
UCCUGGCUGGAAUGCCCGUCCAGCCCACGUGGCAUCUACACAGCACAUGGGACGAAUAUCAAAAUAUCUUUAGGGGAAAAAAAAAAUCCAUGCAAACACAAAUGUGCAAAUUCCAUAUGUAUAGUGAAAGGUAGGGAACUGUUUCUUCAUCCGAAAUGGAGCAGCACUCAUCACUAAACUAUCAUGCCACCCUGCUUCAUGUCAGGCAUCCAAAUGAAUCUGAUGCCACUUUGUAUGUAUUCAUCAUAAAGUGCGAGAAGAUUUUCAUCUCUUGAAAUGAUUGUAUUGAUAAAAUACUGAAGUCAAAGAAAGGGAAUAAUUAGGCAUCAUUGGUGGAUACUUUCAAAUUUUUAGAAAAGUCACUUAAGAAGUCAAAGCCACUGAUGUGCUUCUGUCAAAAAAUAAGCAUUGCCUUGAAAUUGGCCCACCGUCCAUUUAAAAAAAGAAAAAGAAAAAUCUAAUAAUGCGAACAAUUUCUGUUUGGCACAGAGACUGAUUGACUGCAGUCAGUCAGUCGGUCUCCUUGACACAUCUGAAUGCCCUUUACAUAUUCUCCUUGCAUGUAUUACAAUACUGUUUUAUUAAACCAACCCACAAGAGAAAAAGUUCCACAUGGUCAUCCUCAGAGCCAAGAGCUUCAAAAUAAAUAAAAACAAAGCUGUCAUUUUGUCUGACACGUGUCUUCAAUCCCCAGUUGCCUCAGCAAUGCAGAGCAAUGGGUAAUUUUAGGCAGGUUUUAUUGGGGUGGGGGGGGGGGGGGGUGCCUAGUGUUUUAAAAACUGAUCGGCUCCAGAGAAGGACAGGGAGAGAAAGAGAGAGAGAGAAAAUGAAAUAAAGAGAAACAGAUAAAACACACAUGAAAAAAUUUUAAGAUAUCAGCCAUAAAAACAAGUAGCGUGAAAUAGCACUUCACUUCAUAGUGUUUAUCGUUCAUGCAUUCUGCGCGCUCAUCAUCACUUCCUUGAGUGUGUUGAGCUAACUAAUUUUAAGCAUGAGUGUCUACUGUGCCUGUCAGUCUCUCUGUAGACAAAGCUAUUUGAAAUAUUUUGAGCACUGAGACUUAAGCCAGCCGUUUGCAGGCUGUGACACUAAUGGUCCUCCUCAGAUGCAGGCUUAAUCAGUAGGACGCCAACAGCAAAGUUACACAGCUGCUUCACCGGCACGGCGCUUAGCAGGGACUGAGGAGCAGCCAGCUUUCUGUCUGAGGAACAUGUGACAACGCAAAAGGUCUUCACGUUAUACCACUCAAAGCUCAGUGUACAGAAGAAGCUGCACUCAGACGUCCAAAAGUAUGUUCCUUUGGACAAGCACCAGAGCUUCUCAAGGUACCCAGCAUGAAAGAAGGACAUUUUACCAGAAAAUACGUCAGUAUGAGCUCUUGGAUAAAAAGAAAACUGUUACAGCUUUAAAAGCAGGAGAAGACCGAGCCAUUCUGUUGGGCCUUGCGAUGAUUGCCUUAUCAAUGAUGAUGUACUUCCUUCUGGGAAUUACGAUGAUCCGCUCCUACAAAGACAGUGUUUGGAAAGGAGAAUCACGGUGCAGCCUCUUCAACCUCAGCAUCAUAGGUGACAGGAACUGUACAUACAGCUGUGGCACAGACUGCCUGAAAGUCUCUAAAUACCCCUGUCUGCGGGUCUAUGUGAAUCUGAGCUCUUCUGGGAAAAUAAUGCGACUGUCACACAUGGAGAUGCCAGACGUAAAUACAGAGUGCUUUUAUGUUCCAAAGUGCAAGAAGAAUUCCACUGUGGCCCAGGGCAUCAUUGACAAUAUAUCAGAUUACUUCAAGAAUCACCCCAAUUUCUCUUGCUUUUAUGACCCUUCAGAGAAACAAGAGAACGUCAUAUUAACUCGACUCUAUGGCCCUCAUGUCAUCUUUCACUCUCUCUUUUGGCCAUCCUGUGUUCUCACUGGCGGGACUCUCAUAGUCGCCAUGGUAAAACUGACUCAGUACCUGUCAAUGCUUUGUGAAAGGAUAAGCAAAAUCAAAAGGUGAAUGUAUUCAUAUGAAACGAGGAUAAAAAAAACAAACAAAGAAACAGCUUUUUUUGUAUUGCUAAUUACACCAAAGAAUGUCAAAAGCUUGACUCUCAAAUUGUGACUCAAGGGAUCACGUUGUCUGUUAUUUUCCAGCUGGCUUAUUUAUUUCUCAAAGGAACCAUAGUACCUUAAGUCUGUAACCUUGGAAAGAUAAAUGCAAACUAGACUGGUUGGUUCAAGCCUAAAGGAUGCCAGGCUACUGAAGACGUGUGAUGUGAUCUGCAAAAUCCAUGACACAAGAGACGAACGGCGCAUCAUGCGUGGCCAUACGGCUACGGAUCAACAGACUCCAAGAUGAACGAGUAUUAAGCAGGCCAGAUCUGCAACUUUCGUUUUACAUUUGUGAACAUUAAUGAGUCACGAGCGGGUUGAAAAUGGACAGAUGGAUGAAUGUAUGGAGGCUCACUUUAAAGUUUCCAGCUAAUGAUCAAGAGGAGUGUUAAGCCUAAUGGUCCUGAAAACAACACUUUGCAAUACAUGAUUCCAGAUUUCAGGUGUAAGUACACUUGUUUCUGUAAUGACAAAAGCUCAGUAUGUUCAGUUGUACACACUUGCCUUACUAUUCAAAGAUAUAAUUAUUUUUUGCUUUUUUAUUACUGAUAUCAAUGUCCCUUUAACUGCAAAAAAUAAAAAUAAAAAUGGAUAUAUGUUACUCAGAAAUAGAAAAUGAUGGUGUUUUAAGCAGUAGCCCACACAAAAGACGCAUCUGCAGUACAUACAUGCAAUAAAUGUGAAAAGCUCAGCAACAACAGGGAGCAUUUAUGAGUGAAGUGUAGUCAUUAUAUAGCACCUUCCAUCGUGAGUACUGUAAAGACACUUUGAGCCAGACAAAUUAUGAAGUUCCAUGAGUAAGUGUUUUGGGGGACACAUUACAUAAAGUGUUCUUCCUUAUAUUUUACGUACAUAGCCAGUAAUUACAGUGUGGCUAUGUCUUGUGACGGUGCACCUAAUCUGGGAGCCCAGCAAAGGUACACAACAACUGAGGACAGUCAGUGUGGUGGGACAAUUGUAAAUGUCAACUUGGAAAUGCCAUUACUGAGUUUCCAAAAAUAAGCACAUCAACACACAUCAAAACAUAUGCAAACCUGUUCCAGGAUCUUUUAUUUUUAAGCUGAAAAGGAAAGCAGUGACCACCCAGUGAGAACAUAUUCCCAGUUUUAAUUCCAGCUAUUCCUACUAGAUUUUGCGUUUUUUCCAUAAAUAUGAAUAAAUCCCCUAUUUGUUGUUUAAAGGGGUUGUUUUGCACUAUAGGUUGUAUUUCUGUAGUCAGUGUAUCUUUGCUUUAUAAUGCCUUUUCUAUUUAACACUUGCUAAUUUUUACAGACACCAGCAGCAUAUUUAGAAUGUAAAUUUCUAUAUAUUUAAACUGCUUCAGAAGGGAAACACAGUUAGAUGUUUUUCGUUAUAUUAUGUAAUGUCCACUGUUCCUUUUUGCUUUUUAAAACUUCUAGGAAAUCUUUGAUAUUUUUUUCAGACCUGAUUAAACCUUUGUGAAUAAUGUUAGAAAGACUGGAGGUCAAAAGCCAUUGUGAAGAACAGCACUGAGAACAACACCAUUUACAAGUGGCAGAAAAUUGAAUUGCACAAUCAGUAAAGUCGUGUAGUCACCCUGUUUAGGAUACCCCCGUUGUUUUCAUGAUUAUUUACCAGUGAAGAGAAGCACCUUUCACUCACAUUAUAUAGCACCUUUCAUGGUGACCUUUGCCCCAAAGACUUCUCCAAGUAUGAUGCAUUACAGUCUCCACUGGAGAUUAGCAUUAACAUUUUCCUCCUAGUAUUUCUUAUGAUCAUCAAAGGGAUUUUAAUUCCAAAUCUAUUUUAUUAUUGUACACUUCUAAAAAUCAAAGUGAUAUACAGUAAUAGAAAUGUUACUUAGCUACAAAAUGGCAAAGAUGAUUACAAUGUAAGAAAAGUGAACAAUAAAACAAUUCACUGAAAAGAAACAGUUUUGAUUCUUUUUUUGAUUCUUAUCCCUCAUCCUCAAAGCAUGUGUUAUAUUUAGUUUAGAUCUCU